This is a messenger RNA of Syngnathus acus (greater pipefish), 5094 nucleotides long. RefSeq names its product BTB (POZ) domain containing 7 (gene btbd7). Lineage: Eukaryota; Metazoa; Chordata; Actinopteri; Syngnathiformes; Syngnathidae. The transcript is spliced from 11 exons. Gene Ontology annotation, molecular function: protein binding. The record is from RefSeq and is a predicted model, not a curated record. Bases 522 to 3857 code for a protein of 1111 amino acids. Gene Ontology annotation, biological process: morphogenesis of a branching epithelium.
UGAAAAAGGGCAGCACUGGGCCAUAACAACCACCCUAAGAAGGCUUUGAGCUACUACGAAGGAAAUAAAUAACCAAACUGAAAACAAAACGAUCCAAGAAUAUUUUUAAACCACAACUAACAUCGGUACUUUACCCGAAAGUCCUUGCAAGUGGAACCGGAGUGUUGAUUGGAGAUCAAAUGUGGACGCUGACGUAGAGUCGCGCGUAACGAGCUGAGUUGGAAAAAGAAGGUGUUGAGCUGCAGUUUUUUUCCCCCCUCUCUCCCUCUGCCAGGGACAACUUGGGUCGGAGUGCUGCAUUUUUAGUCAAAGGCAAAGCGAAGAUAAAGAUAUCAGCCAUCUACGACUACCACCCACUCUGACGUUUUUCGACAUGGCAGACGGGCCCAGGGGCUCUGAGAACUCUUCAGAGGAUCCGUGGCGAACACACGACUGAGGACUGAAGGGAGCGCCGCCGUCGCCUGAGCAGAAUGACUCAGCAAGAGGGGGGACCCCCACGUAGCAAGUGAAGAGACGUGAGGAUGGGUGCCAAUGGAUCCAGCUACCCACACUCGUGCUCCCCGCGCAUAGGAGCCAAUGCACAGACGCAGCAGACCUUUAUUGGGACCUCAUCCUAUUCACAGCAGGGAUAUGCUUGGGAGUCGAAGCUUUACAGCCUGGAACAUGGCCACGAGCGACCUGCUGACAGGAAGAAGAAAAGCCUUGGCCUGGCCACCCUUAAACGGCGUUUCAUUAAACGAAGAAAAUCCAGUCGCUCGGCGGAUCACGCCCGACAGAUGCGUGAGCUGCUGUCCGGGUGGGACGUCCGAGACACUAAUGCCUUGGUGGAGGAAUAUGAGGGUACGGCGGCCCUCAAAGAGCUGAGCUUCCAGGCCAGCCUGGCACGAGCCGAGGCUCCUAGCUUGCCUCGGGAUCUGGCUGCCCUUUAUCAGCAUAAGUACUGCACUGACGUGGACCUCAUCUUCCAAGGGACUUGCUUCCCAGCUCAUCGGGCCAUCCUGGCCGCUCGCUGCCCCUUCUUCAAGACUCUGCUCUCCUCAUCCCCCGGCUAUGGAGCGGAGGUCCACAUGGACAUUGAGACAGCGGGCAUCGAUGUGCCCAUGUUCUCCGCGCUGCUGCACUACUUGUACACAGGGGAGUUUGGAGUGAGCAGCGCCGAGGACUCCAGGCUACAGAAUGUGGAUGUGCUGGUGCAGCUCAGUGAGGAGUUUGGCACGCCCAACUCUCUCGAAGCAGAUAUGAAGGGCUUGUUUGACUACGUGUGCUACUACGAUGCCCUGUUGAGUUUCUCUUCAGACUUUGAAAUGGUCGAGAGUUUCAACGAGCGAGGCGCCGGAGCGCCGGCCGCCGUCUCGGGAGGCGGCGGAGCACCAGGCACCCCAGAUGAGGACCUUCGAGCUCACAAGGCUAUCCUCUCUGCACGCUCGCCUUUCUUUAGAAACCUUUUGCAGAGGCGCAUUCGUACAGGGGAGGAAAUGACGGAGCGCACGCUCCAGACUCCGACCCGAAUUGUGCUGGAUGAGUCCAUCAUCCCGCGCAAAUACGUGCAGGUGAUUCUCCACUGCAUGUACACAGAUGCGGUGGAGCUUGGACUGGUUCUGCGUGGUAGCCCCUCGACUGGCAGCCUCGGGGAGGUCCAAGCCUUGGUGUCAGGGGGGCGGGGGGCCAGCACACGCACAGAAGAGGCAAUGGAGCUCUACCAUAUUGCUUUAUUCUUGGAGUUCAGUAUGCUGGCACAGGGCUGCGAAGACAUCAUUGUGGAAAGCUUGUCUCUGGAUUCACUGGUGCCCAUCCUCAAGUGGAGCUCGCAACCGUACGGCUCCAAAUGGGUGCACAGGCAGGCCAUGCACUUCCUCUGCGAGGAGUUCAAUCAGGUUGUCACCUCAGAUGUUCUCUAUGAGCUCGGCAAGGAGCACUUUCUCAACGCGAUCCAAUCCGACUACCUACAGGCCAGUGAGCAGGACAUUCUCAAGUAUGUUGUUAAGUGGGGCGAGCAGCAGCUUAUUAAGAGGAUGGCAGACAGGGAGCCCAAUCUGUUGAGCGGCACAGCCCACAGCGUCAACAAACGCGGAGUGAAGAGGAGAGACCUGGACGUGGAGGAGCUUAAGGACAUCCUUUCCCCUCUGCUGCCCUCCAUCCGAACCGAGCACAUUUUGCCCCCGCACAGCGAUGUCCUCUCCGACGCGCUCAAAAGAGGUUUGAUAAGCACGCCUCCGUCAGACAUGUUGCCGACGGCCGAGGGGGGGAAAGCCAAUGCUUGGUUGAGGCAGAAGAACGCCGGCAUCUACGUGCGACCUCGCCUCUUCUCUCCUUACGUGGAAGAGGCAAAGUUGGUGCUUGAUGAAAUGAUGGUGGAGCAGACUGAUCUGGUGCGGUUACGACUCGUGCGCAUGUCCAACGUCCCGGACACCCUCUACAUGGUUAACAACGCCGUGCCGCAGUGCUGUCACAUGGUUAACCAUCAGCAGAUGACCGUUAACUCGGCCGCUGCUCCGUCAGUGGUUGCCAAUGAAAUCCCAGUGCCGCAGCUCUCGGUAGUGAAGGAGAUGAUCCGGAGGCUCCAGGAACUCAGACACACAGAGCAAGUGCAGAGAGCGUACGCCCUCAACUGCGGCGAGGGCGCCACCGUCAGUUACGAGCUGCAAUUGCGAGUCCUCCGGGAGUUCGGUUUAGCUGACGGAGCCACCGAACUUCUACAGAACCCGUACAAGUUCUUUCCCGACGAGCGAUUCGGAGACGAGAGUCCGAUUCUGGCUCUGCGCCAGGUGGGUCGAUGUCGCGUAAACAGCAGCCCAGCCAUGGAUAGCAUGUUCUCAGAGCUGGAAGGCGUGGCGGGUUUCCACUUGCCGCUGCCUCCCCCGCCUCCCCCGUACCACCCCCCUGCUACACCCAGCCUCGCUCAACUCAAAGGCGCCUGGCGACCCCGCAUUCCCUUGCCGACCCCCACCCGUUCCUUCUCCUACCCCUGCAACCGCACCCUUAGCCAGCGCCAUGCGGCGGCCAAGCAUGGCGGCUCGGACUUCUCCUCAGUGCCCAGACCCCAGCCCCCAGACUGCACCGAACCGCAAGCUAUGGGCCGAGCCUUGCUAUCCGAACAGCAAGCGAUGGGCAUGGAGCCCAUUAGAAGGGAGUUCAUGCCCGACAUCGCAUUAGGUGUCUCAGUCAUGUCGCUGAGGGAGCAGCACAUAGCAGAAAUGGACCGGGAAAGUCCUCACAGCCCCGUGGGCCACCCGGGCCUUCAUCUGCCCCACGGCCCCUGUCCUUCCGUCCGCCACAGCCACAACCAUGGCCCCGGGCACGGGCACUCUUGCAAGAGACACGCCCCCGAUCCCAAGUUGGAGAUGCAAGCAGAGUUUCCCGACCUGUACGACUUCUCCCGUCGACCUUCAUCUCCAGCCCCCGCGCACACUCUGUCCACGUUUGCGGGACCGGACCUCUACAGCCACAGCUGCGCCCCCUCGGGACCCUUUACACCCGUUUACAUCACCGACGCUCAGUCCCAGGGCCACGCACAGGGACGGACUGGCCCAGACCCACUACGGCUGGAUGUCCUCGGUAUGAACCCGCAGAGGCACGACGCCGUCAGCCCCUCGGGGCCGCAGCCCAGGAUGGGCCACGCGGCGAGGGCCCGCUCAAACGAGACGGAUCUGACUCACGGCUUGGGCCACCUGCGCUCGCACAGCGGAAACAUGGACGGUUACGAGGACAGAAUGGCCGGACCUCGAGAUGCUCCGGAGGAAAUGGUUGUUGUUGGGGAGUCAUCACAGCCUCACAGAAACAGUGUCAGCGAGGACAUGGCCAGAGACCGCAGGUCACCCAGCAAACCUGACUACCCGUACAAAAAAUCUGCACUUUAACCCCAGCAAUUGAAUUAAGAAAAGGGAAUGACUGACAGCCCAUCGUAUUGAACGGUCAAGCACUAAAUACAUGUGUGUGUUCAACAAAAAGCACGUGGAAAGGCAAUUGCUAUUUAUUUAUAUGAUGUCCUUUUUGUCCUAACUCUGCCACUUAACUCCAUUCAUCAUCACACAGAGUCGAAGGCCAAAGUAUGCAUCUCGAGGUCACCUGGAUCCAUCCGUGUGCUGAUUUGUCCUUUGAGUCAGAACAUUAAUGUAGCUCAUUCGUCAAGUGGCGGUCAAAGACGCCCUUCAUGUUGAUGAUGGCCCGACAGGAUUGUCCAUUCACAAAAAGCCACGCAGUUUGGUGUAGGAGAGCAUUGUGAUCAAAACUGGCUUGUUUUGGUUUUCUGUAGCAUCCCAUGCAGCUAGUUUCCACCGUUGCUGAGCAGAGCGCGCACGCUCGUCUUUCCGCGCUCCUUAUAACUGCCACGUCCAAACAAACAGACAUUUCCAAUCGAACACGGUUCACUUCGAAGUGUAUUAUUUAGGAUCCAACCAUAUUUCUAUACCACUGACUAAAUGUGGCCACUAGGGCCGUGCGUGAACCAACUGCACAUAUAGACCACCACUCACACUCACAGCCCAGGAGUCCAGAUAGCAUGAACCUCAGAUGUAAGAAACCUAAAACAGUAGCAAGCGUGUCUUCUUACUGGUAAACACACACACACACACACACACACGAAGGUGUGGUGACAAUCUCAGUACUGUACUCGCACAUUUCCAGCCUGGUCUCUCUGAACAUAUCAGAAGGAGCACAGCAGGCUGUGUGCUUACGCUCCUUCCUCUUAAUCUAAUAGCAUCAACUAAUCAAAUCUUGAAGCCUUAACCAAUCCUCUGAAGAUUCCAUUUCAGCUACCUUCAAACUCAGUUCUCAAUGAUGUCAUUCUAUCUCAAACCACGUGUUAAUUCACUAUUAGGUGUUUCCCAACCGUUAUGUAUUUUACAUCAGAUCAAUUUCUUCCACCAGCAGGAAGAGCAUUUCAUUGUUCUACCUGUUACUAGACGUAGAUGAACUAAAAAAAAUUGAAUGAUCUUAGAAAUGUGGUUGGGAAUCACUGAACUAAUUGACUGUUCUCACUAUGGACUGACAACCAUCCGGCCUCGCGCAGUCAGCGUUUGUAGCUCCAAAACCAUGCAAGUCCACGACUGAAGCGCACAUGCCAGCAUGAGUCUUUUUUUUUUAAUGGGGGGGGAG